Blepharisma stoltei is the source of this 2145-nucleotide messenger RNA. Lineage: Eukaryota; Ciliophora; Heterotrichea; Heterotrichida; Blepharismidae. The record is from the annotation of a GenBank genome assembly.
AUGCUACGACGUAUUUUAAGUAGAUCAUUCAGUAAGUUCGAGCAAUGGAAAAAAGCAGCCGACGCUGAGCUGAAGAUGAAGGAUUCCUGGAAGAAGCUAACUUGGCAUACCAACGAAGGCAUCGAAGUCAAACCUAUUUACUUUGCCGAAGAUGCAAUCCAAAUUCCAGAUGUUCCAGGCGAAUACCCAUAUAUGAGAGGUCCAUAUACGACUAUGUACACCCAUAGGCCCUGGACGAUCCGUCAGUAUGCAGGUUUCAGCACAGUUGAAGAAAGCAAUGCAUUUUACAGAGCCAAUCUUGCAGCAGGUCAACAAGGUCUCAGUGUUGCCUUUGAUUUGGCUACACACAGAGGGUAUGAUUCAGAUCAUCCUAGAGUUAAAGGUGACGUCGGUAUGGCUGGAGUGGCUAUUGACACUGUAGAAGACAUGAAAAGACUAUUUGAAGGAAUCCCACUCGGCAAUAUCAGUGUAAGUAUGACAAUGAACGGUGCAGUUCUCCCUAUUAUGGCCAUGUACAUUGUUGCAGCUGAAGAACAAGGCGUAAACCAAAAACAACUGCAAGGGACCAUCCAAAAUGAUAUUCUUAAAGAAUUCAUGGUCAGAAACACCUUUAUUUACCCACCAAAACCUUCAAUGAAAAUUGUGUCUGACAUCAUUGGCUACACUGCUGCACAUAUGCCUAAAUUCAAUUCUAUUUCUAUAUCUGGCUACCAUAUGCAAGAAGCUGGGGCUGAUAAGAAACUAGAGCUGGCUUUUACCCUUGCAGAUGGGUUAGAGUACAUCAGGUCUGCCUGCAGUGCUGGGCUGACUGUGGACCAAAUUGCUCCUCGUUUUUCUUUCUUCUUUGGAAUUGGGAUGGACUUUUAUAUGGAAAUUGCCAAGCUUAGAGCAGCCAGGCUGUUAUGGGCGAAAUUAUUGAAAGAAAAAUUCAACCCUCAAAACACAAAGUCUUUAAUCUUAAGGACCCAUUGUCAAACUUCUGGAUGGAGUCUUACAGAACAAGAUCCAUUAAAUAACAUUGUGAGAACUGCUAUAGAAGCUACCGCAUCAGUCCUAGGAGGCACCCAAUCUCUACAUACUAACUCUUUUGAUGAAGCUGUCGGACUCCCUACAGAAACUUCUGCAAGAGUCGCCAGAAACACCCAAAUUAUCCUACAAGAAGAAACUGGGAUCACCAGAGUGGUUGACCCAUGGGGCGGGUCUUAUUUUAUGGAAAAUUUGACCCAACAGCUUGCAGACGCCGCUUUAGAAGUUAUUAAUGAAGUUGAAGCUUUAGGAGGCAUGGCAAAAGCUAUUGAACAAGGUAUGCCAAAACGAAGAAUCUUAGAAUCAGCAGCCAAGAGACAAGCAAAAAUCGACUCAGGAGAAGAAGUCAUUGUAGGUGUCAACAAGUACAAAGUUAAGCAUGAAGACAAAAUUGAAGUCAGAGCUGUGGACAACGCACAAGUCAGAAAUGAACAGAUCAAGAAAAUCAACACACUGAAGGCUACCAGAGACACUGCUAAAGUAAAUCAAGCAUUAGAAGACUUAAGAAAUGCUGCUAAAACAGAGAAAGGAAACUUGCUAGAGUUCACUGUACACGCUGUAAGAGCUAGAGCUACCCUUGGAGAAAUUUCUAAAGUGCUAGAAGACGUAUAUGGAAGAUAUGCAUUAGAUGAGCGCAUUGUCCAAGGCGCUUAUUCUUCAAUUCUGACUGACGAGUUCAAAAGAGUCCAAAACAAAGUGGUAGAGUUCGAGAAAAAAGAAGGCAGAAGACCUAGAAUGCUCAUCGCAAAAAUGGGACAAGACGGCCACGACAGAGGUGCAAACGUCAUUGCGUCAGGAUUUUCUGAUAUGGGCUACGAUGUCGAUAUAGGCCCACUUUUCUCAACACCUGAAGAAAUCGCUUUGCAAGCUUUGGACUCUGAUGUCCACAUAAUUGGAGUCAGCUCUCUGGCUGCUGGACAUUUAACUUUGGUCCCUGACCUUAUUAAAUGCUUAAAAGAAAAAGGGAUGAAUGACGUGCUAGUUGUAGUUGGAGGAGUUAUCCCUCCAAAGGAUUAUGACGCUCUCUAUUCAGCUGGAGCUCACUUUAUUUUUGGACCAGGCUCAUCAGUUGCCCACUGCGCCGAAGUUUUAGUUGACAGGCUGAUGAAAAAGAACUAA